Lactuca saligna is the source of this 1360-nucleotide messenger RNA. Lineage: Eukaryota; Viridiplantae; Streptophyta; Magnoliopsida; Asterales; Asteraceae. The record is from the annotation of a GenBank genome assembly.
GUCUGUAACAAAAAUAAAAAAUAGAAUCACUUUAGCCAAUUUGAUGAAGUUCGGUCCAUUGGGAUUGAAGGAUCUUCUGUAGGUUUUUUCAUGUGUUGCGAUACAACGUAUGAACAAUUGCAAUCAAAUUCAAGAAUUUCUCGGUUCCUGUGCACAGAUAAUUCUAUUAUAAUAUAUUAAUAAUGUGUACAUAUUUAAUUUCUAUUCCCUACUUACAGACUUACAUGUGACAUUGUUGGAUUUGUUACUAUUUAAGUACCUCAUAUUCUCCUCAUCUUUCCGUAUCAUCAUCAUCAUCAUCAUCAUCAUCUUCAGCUCUAUUGCAGAACAAAAAUGGCGAAAUUAGGGUUUCUAUUGCUAAUCCUUCUAUAUGUUCUCCUACCUUAUGUCCAUGCUUUUACUGCUUCAGGCUGGACCAGUGCUCAUGCCACCUUCUAUGGUGGCAGUGAUGCUUCUGGAACAAUGGGGGGUGCUUGUGGAUAUGGUAAUUUGUACUCUACGGGUUAUGGUACAAGAACUGCUGCACUAAGUACUGCUCUCUUCAACGACGGCGCCGCCUGCGGCCAAUGCUACAAACUCAUAUGCGAUUACAAGGCGGACCCACGGUGGUGCAUCAAAGGAACGUCGGUAACAAUCACCGCCACAAACUUCUGCCCACCAAAUUUCGCUCAGCCGAGUGACGACGGAGGAUGGUGCAACCCGCCGCGAGAGCAUUUCGACAUGGCACAACCUGCCUGGGAGAAAAUCGGAAUCUACAGAGGCGGAAUCGUCCCAAUUAUCUACCAAAGAGUUCCCUGUAAGAAACACGGCGGAGUUAGGUUCACCGUCAAUGGCAGAGACUACUUCGAGCUUGUUCUGAUAAGCAACAUCGGCGCCGCUGGAUCGAUUCAGUCGGUGAAAGUGAAGGGAUCGAAAACGGGAUGGAUGGCGAUGUCGAGAAAUUGGGGAGCUAAUUGGCAAUCGAAUUCCUACUUGAAUGGUCAAUCGAUGUCGUUCAUGGUGACGACCACCGACGGUGUGACGAAAACGUUUUCCGAUAUUGUUCCGGCGAAUUGGGGAUUCGGUCAGACGUUCUCGAGCCCGGUCCAGUUCUAAAGUGAACCGGGUUUAGGGUUUAAUGAAGGGCAGCGGCAUGCUUACUGUUUUUGUGGAAGCAAGCAGCCCGCCGGUCGGGUUUUUCUAUUGUUUUAUUAAAUAUUUGAUGCGAGUUUUAUAAUUAGUGUGAAAAAAUAUUUUUUAUUGCUUUUACAUCAUAAUGGAUAAGAACGAGAUAACAUUUUGAUAUAUUUUUUAUUAUAUGUUUUGUGUGAAAAAUGAAAAUGGUUAUGAAAUAAUUGAUGCAAGGCUUUAAGGCUAUCAC